UACACGUUUACAAAAGCCCAAACUCUUUGCCAGUUCAAUGAUAGUUCUUAUUCCCUUAGUUGCAGAAAACCCCAUUUCUAAGAAAAAGUGGCUUUAUGCCAUUUCUUGGAUCCAUUUGCCCUGUAACAGCCUCAUAACGAUUUCUUGCUUGGGCUUUUUGUGAGAGGAUUCAUGAAGAACACUGGAAAAUCCUGUUCUUAUUCUUUUUCCCCUGACUCAGUUGCAAGAACAGGACUGCUAUGUCUAUUUACAGUGCUUGUCUUCUUAAUAGCCUUAGUCAAUGUAUCAGAAUUCAGGCAAAUAGUUAAAAGCCCUUCUAGUUUUGGCAGAUUAUUGCAGUAUAAUCCUAAUGCAAGUAAUCUCAAUUCAUCCUCUGCAUCAUUUCUUCUGAGAAAAAAUGAGAAUACUUAUGUGGGUUCUCAAGGCAGUCAGAUCUUCAUCAACUGUAGCUGCCCAAAUCAAGUUCAGAACUGCACAAAUGAUAUCAAAGAGAAUAUUACUGCAGCCACCGAGUUUGAUAAGAUCAAUGAAUCAGAGCCUGGGUAUGAGUUCAGUAUUCUGAUUGGAAUCCUAACAGUGGCAGAUCAGUAUCAAAGAAGACAUUUUCUACGUAUGGUUUAUGGAAGUCAAUCCACAGUCCAUGCAAAAGUGGACGUGAAAUUUGUGUUCUGCAAUCUUACAAAGGAUGAUCAAAGAAUCCUUGUGUCUCUGGAGAUCAUGACUCACAAUGAUAUCAUUAUAUUGAACUGUGCAGAGAAUAUGAACGAAGGUAAGACUUAUGCUUAUUUCUCUAGUCUGCCAAAGAUGGGAUUGCAGUAUGAUUAUGUUAUAAAGGCAGAUGAUGAUAUUUAUUUUAGGAUUGAUAAGUUGGCUGAAUCACUGAAGCCUUUGCCAAGGAAUGACACUUACUAUGGCUAUGUUAUACCUUGUGAAAAAAUGGAUCCUUUUGCUAAGUAUAUGUCUGGUAUGGGAUUUGCCCUGUCAUGGGAUUUGGUGAAAUGGAUUGAGGAAUCUCCAAUUGCUAAGAAUAAUACAGUGGGGCCAGAAGAUAUGAUGGUGGGGAUUUGGUUAAAUGAGGGGAAGAAAGCUAAGAAUAGGUUUAGCAAUAAGCCUGCCAUGUAUGACUUUCCUCUUGCUAAUGGCAAGUGCUCUCAUGAAUUCAUUCCUGAUACCAUUGCUGUACACAAGCUCAAGGACAGCGAGAGAUGGUUUGCGGUUCUGAAGUACUUCAAUUUUACAUCUCCUCUCAAGGAAUCCAAGUUGUAUCAUCUGUAAUAAUUUGAGGAGAAUGUAUAUGGGGAACUGUUCUCUUUCAUUUAUCGAACUUUUACUUCUGGAUCACUUCAAAAUUUGUAGAGAUUCAUAUCAAGUUUAAAACAAACAAACAAACAAACACAUGCACUGGGCUAUCACUUAUAGUUCAAAAACAAAGUAGUGAGAAGACCAAGCCAGUUACAUUGUGCUAGGAAGGUAUAAAUAAACCAACAUUUCUAGUGGAAGAAGGUGGAAUUUGUUUCAAGUUCAUGUUGAUAGUUGUUAGAACAUAGAUUGCUAUAUAGUUGUGAUGAUCUAUGAUAAAUUGUAGUGAAUUUAGGGUGUUUUGGUUUAGCACGGAGACUUGAGAAAGUCUAGUGUUUCUAUGUUCCCAAUCACGAGUCAUAGAGAACUCACAACUACGUGAUUGUAUAAGUACAUCAUUGCAAUAUGAAUGAGUGGAACUGCACUAUGUAUUGGAGUAUAUUUGAUGAUGAUUAGAGGCAUGGUGAUGUUUAAUGGGUUACUCAAAGGUACCAAAAGGACCUGGAAGCAAUUAGAAGUUUGUCCCUACCACCACAAGUCAUGACUAUUGAUUUGUUGUAGUGGAGAAAGAUGUGCACAUUUUAGAUGAAGGUAGCCAAUAACCUUUGAGCAAGAGCAAGGGGCAGAAAAUUAUUAUGUGUAUUUAUUAUCUAU
Molecule: messenger RNA, 1953 nt
Organism: Cryptomeria japonica (Japanese cedar)
Lineage: Eukaryota; Viridiplantae; Streptophyta; Pinopsida; Cupressales; Cupressaceae
Product: beta-1,3-galactosyltransferase pvg3
Exons: 1
Coding region: 172-1275 (367 amino acids)
Cellular component (GO): Golgi membrane
Molecular function (GO): hexosyltransferase activity
Source: RefSeq, a predicted model, not a curated record